AUGGCAUUAAUUUCACUUGCAAAAGUAAAUCUUAAUGAUAACAUAACACCCUACAUGCAAUUACUAUCUGACAAUGGUGACAAAUAUACAUUAUCAAUUAAUGCUGUAUAUUUGGGAACAGCAGAAGAGGCACAAAGAGCAGUCAAAGAAUUAGUUAAAAUAUCAAAACCAGCUUACAUGAAAUUUGAAGAAAGGUCAUGGUGGGAAGCUAUUUCAGAAAAUGCUACACUACAAACAAUAUUUCCAGUAUUUAAUCGCGAACCUUUUAAAUCCACAUCUUAUGAUGUUGCGCCACCAGGACUUUCUCGAGAAGGCCUUAAAUUUUUAAGAAACUUUCUUAAUAAUAUUGAAUGUCAUACAAAAGCAUUAUUCGAUGUAUAUGCUGAUGGAGCAUGUAAUGCUACUAAACUUGAAAGUACUUUCAAGUCUGAAAUGAUUUCACUAAUUACAGAAUUAGAUUUGUAUUUGACGUUUGAAAUAUCAUACACAACUUAA
Molecule: messenger RNA, 495 nt
Organism: Racocetra fulgida
Lineage: Eukaryota; Fungi; Glomeromycota; Glomeromycetes; Diversisporales; Gigasporaceae
Source: the annotation of a GenBank genome assembly